Pecten maximus is the source of this 2106-nucleotide messenger RNA. Its product is annotated as thioredoxin-1-like. The transcript has 5 exons. Bases 93 to 413 code for a protein of 106 amino acids. Gene Ontology annotation, molecular function: protein-disulfide reductase activity. NCBI's taxonomy places the organism in Eukaryota, Metazoa, Mollusca, Bivalvia, Pectinida, Pectinidae. The record is from RefSeq and is a predicted model, not a curated record.
AGCGCGUGCUCUUGACAACUAUCUUUAGGCUGGGGUCACAAGACAGGUUACACGAGGUACGAGGAAGACUUAUAUCUAGGAUAAGAAGAAACAUGGGAGUCACAAAAGUAGCAAAUAAGCAAGAAUUUGAUGCAGCAAUCAACGGUAGCGAAGGCAAGCUAGUAGUUGUAGACUUCUUUGCCACAUGGUGUGGACCAUGCAAGGCGAUUUCACCUAGAAUUGAGGAAUUUUCUAAAGAGUUUACAAAUGUUGUAUUCCUGAAGGUUGACGUGGAUGAGGCAGAGGACGUUGCUGCAGAAAAAGGAAUUAGUGCCAUGCCAACAUUCAAAUUUUUCAAAAAUGGAGGAGAGGUUGGUGAAGUUGUUGGAGCCAGUGAAGCUAAAAUCAAGGAAGCAAUAGAAAAAUAUCAGUGAGAUGGCCCUGGAAUCGAGUUACAUCUAUCACUACUGUCAUAAUCAGGCUGUUGUUGUAUCAGUAUAUUCUAAACUGCACAUUGUAGUACUUAAGUAUUAAGUGAUAGAUUCAAUUUCUCUGGUUGUUAUAAUGUAAUGUCUUCUAAUGAUCUUGAGUUUGUCGAUUCAAAAACUUGAAAAGAAAAACAUUUUUACUGAUUUUCAUUACCUAAUUUGUAGUUAUAAGACUUGUGGUCAUCAACACAAUGAUGGACAUCAUAGUUUAGUGGGGCAUUUUUUCUCCCAAAACAUUCCCAUAAUGUAAGUCUAGAACUGUAAUCUCCUGUGUGCUUCUGGCACCGGAGGAUAGUUGAGGAUUUUAAAAUAAUUCUAAAUAGCCAGCAGACCGCCUAAUGAUAACAUAUAUAACUUAUAUAUAAAAACCCAAUAGCAUUAGACAUAUGUACCUGGUAAACUGUUUUGUGACCAUCAGUUGUGUCCUAGUUUGUUCGCAUAGACAAUUGAGAGGCAUUGUGUCGGUACUGUUGUGUACUAAUCCUUUACACUUCAAUCAAAGAGACAAUUUAUAAUAUUAUUGCUUUAUUUUUACAUAUUAAUAUUAAAGAAAACAUAAUAGCCAGUUUCCCCAAGCUGGCAGCAAAAGGCAUUUUCACUAUUUGAGAUAUAAGUAAUUGUCUUGCCCAUACAGUAAAUUACAGUGUACAGGAAAACUUCAAAGUAUACUUGUAUUAUCCAUGCAGUUUGUUAAAUGACCAUGUCAUGACAUGUUUAAUUAGCUAGUGACAGUGGCAUCUGGUUUAUGAUUUAUAGUACUGUAACUGGUGGUAGUCCUUCAAUAUCUGAAAAUUACAGAAUUGAGUACAGCGGUAGUGGAAAUGGUAUGGGAGAAAACUGUGUUAAUCUUUUAGUGUCAUGUUCCUCUACAAUCAAACUCAUACUUUAAUCUAAAAAAAAAAUCUACACUGUGUACAUUUAAUAUUAUCAAGCAAAUUGAGCAAUGCAAUAUCCAUAUAUUCAAAACUGAUCUAGAUGAAAUGUUGAAACCACAGACCAUUUGUUUAGAAAACAUUUACAUUGGUAUGAAGUGUAAUGUCUGUUUUGAUCAUAGAGUUGGAAAGGUUGUUAAAAAAGUCCAUUUUUAGAGAACAUUUUUAUUUCUGUUUAUUUUGAUAACUUUGUAAGAUUUAUAAUUUUUUUGUAAUAACUCUUUUUAAACAAUUAUGAUAAUUAAAUUAAGCAACCAAAAAUCAUAUCUAUUUAUACUCAUACACAGGUUUUGUUCUAAAUAAAGAAUUAUUGUAAAACAAUUUAAAAAAAUCAUAUGUACUUAUUAGUAAGUGUACACAGAGAAUUUUUGUUUUUGAGGUAUCACAGUUCUUACUGAAAUGUAUUGCCAUAUAAUGAUUGUCGGGGAUCUUCCUGUUUAUAAUUACUACAAAUUUGUCACUGUGAACACUUUACCAUUUUUUCACAACUUUAUUUUUAAAAAAACUCAAAUUAGAGAAUAAGAAAAAGUCAUUCUGUGUUCUCUCUGAAAUCCAAUUUAUUUUUCCUAAAUAUUUUGAUUGAGGAUUGGCUGCAUUAAAUAACACAUUUCAUGUACUUACAUUAUCUAAUACCCAAACUUCUCUGGUAUAAUUUUGAUUCUUUAAGUUAUUAACCUGAUAACUAAUAUUAAAAUCUAUUUUUAAAA